AUGCCACCAGUCGAGUUAUCUCAAACAAAUACCGGAGACAGUAGCGGAUCCGCUGCUAAUAUUACUGUACCUACUAUUACUCCAGCAUUUAUUCCUCCAUCGGUAAAAUCUAAAAUUGGCAUUAUUUAUCCUCCACCAGAAGUACGAAAUAUCGUUGACAAAACAGCUAGUUUCGUUGCUCGCAAUGGUCCUGGUUUUGAAAAAAAAGUCAAAGAUGCCGAGCAACAAAAUUCAAAAUUUAACUUUUUGAAUUCAAAUGAUCCAUACCAUGCAUAUUAUUUACACAAAGUUAAAGAAUUUCAAGAGGGUAAAACGCAGUUACCACCAGAUAAUCAAAUACAAACAACACCAACGGCGGCCACAACGAAACUUCAAUCAAAAGUGCCAUCUGAAAUUAGUAAAAUAAUUGAAACAACUUUUGUUCGUGAUCCACCACCCGACUACGAAUUUCUUGCUGAUCCACCAUCGAUUUCUGGCUUAAAUCUUGAUAUAGUCAAAUUAACAGCCCAAUUUGUUGCGAGAAAUGGUAGACAAUUUUUAACAUCAUUAAUGAGUAAAGAAGUGCGAAAUAAUCAGUUUGAUUUUCUUAAGCCACAACAUGGCUUAUUUAAUUAUUUUACAAAAUUGGUUGAACAGUAUACAAAAGUGCUAAUACCGCCAAAAGAUCUGAUGAAUAAAUUAAAAGCAGAAGUCGAUCAUCCACAGAAAGUAAUGGACGACGUUAAUUAUCGUGUUGAAUGGGUUCGUCAUCAAGUUCGAGAAAAAGCUCGAGAAGAAGAAGCUUUUGAAAAAGAGAGAGCCGCCUAUUCUCAAAUUGAUUGGCACGAUUUUGUGGUUGUUGAAACGGUUGAUUAUCAGCCCCAAGAACAAGGCAAUUUUCCUCCACCGACUACGCCGGAACAUGUUGGAGCAAGAAUGCUUAUACAAGAACGUUUAGAUAGAACCAGUUUUCCCCAUUCAGCAGCUAUGAUGGAUUUAGCUGAUUUAGCGGCAGAAAUGGAUAUGGCCUCUCCACCGGGAUCUCCACAGCAUACAAACGAUCGAAAUAUGCAACAUAUUGAUAUGGAUCAGGAUGAAGAUGAAGGAACAACAAUAAUAGCAGCAGUACCGAGUGUGCCAAUACUUUUAACAACGCCACGUUUAACACCAGCACCAUUAGUCACAAUACCAAACAUUGCUGAAAUUCGAAGAGCACAACCACCGUUACCUUCUUCUUUACCACCGCCACCGCCGAGUACAAUGAAUAUGGGCAUACCACCUACACUUCCGGCAGCUCAUUUGCCAUCUGUUCUAAAACCAGAUCAAGUUAUAGUCAAACAAUACAAUCCAAAAGAUAAAGUGAUUACAUUACCUGAAAAUGAACAAUAUUUAAUCUCACCAUUUACAAAAGAAAAGAUUCCAGCUAGUCGUAUUUCUGAUCACACGAAAUAUGCACUGCUGGAUCCUACAUGGAUUCAACGACGUGAAAAAGAAGUCUAUGAACAGCAAGAGAAAGAGGCAGUAUAUGAGCCUGGUUCUAAUGUUGACAUUCAGUUGAAAAAAUUUGCUGAACGUCGUACUGAUAUCUUCGGUAAAGGCACAUUGGAAACAACCAUUGGUCGAAAAAUCGGUGAAGAAGAUCGUCGUGUAGAAGAAAAACCAACUUGGGAUGGUCAUACAGCAACAGUUGAAAAAACAUCGAAAAAAGCAAUGGCAGGUAUAACAUUAGAAGAACAAAUAACAGCCAUUCAUCGUAGUCAAGGUUUAAUUGAUGAUGAUAUGGCGAAUAGAAUUGGUCCAAUAAUUCCAAAAUCAUCACCAGUUACUUACAAUAUUACGCCUUCUCAAGCGUCAAAAACAAUUCAAAAACCUCCUCAACCAGCUACGAAAACAGUUACAAUCUCAGCUCCCGCUCAACCAUCCACUAUGCGUCCCGGCCAGGGUGGAAUGCUUGUUACACCCAUUACACUUCAACGUUCUCAACCAACCGGUCUCAUUUUGAAUACUACACCUGCCCUUCAACAAAUGGUUGGUGUACGACCAAUGAUAUCUCUCGGACAAAGUGAGCUUCAUCCACAUCCUACUGAUGAACCAUCAUCAAAACGAAUGAAAACAGAAGAACAAUUGAUGCCAGAAGAAGAAUUUUAUCAAAAAUUUGGAAAAGUACAGAGAAUAGGAGCAGUUACAUUUACAGUUCAAUUACCUGUUGUUACAGAAAAAUCAGAGUGGAAUCUCAAUGGUCAAGCUAUACCAAUGACAUUACCUGUUACAGAUACGAUAUCUCUAAUCAAAGCUAAAUUAAGUGAUUUACUUGGUGGAAUGCCCGCAGGAAAACAAAAACUACAAUACGAAGGAAUGUUUCUCAAAGAUUCGAAUACGCUUGGUUUUUAUAAUAUGUUGAAAGGAUCAUUGAUGUAUUUACAAUUGAAAGAAAGAGGUGGAAGAAAAAAAUAA
This is a messenger RNA of Didymodactylos carnosus, 2433 nucleotides long. Lineage: Eukaryota; Metazoa; Rotifera; Eurotatoria; Philodinida; Philodinidae. The record is from the annotation of a GenBank genome assembly.